ACCAGUUUCUAAACCAACCGUUCAACCAAAGCCAGCUUCCGUUGGCUCACCAAUUGUUGUCAACAAUAAGAACCCUGCUAAAUCUUUCCCAAAAGAAGGUGAUAAAGAUUUUGUAGGUCCUGUUCUUCCAAAGAAACAAUCAUCAUCUGCCUCAGCUGCCCUUAAACCAGUAGCACAACCAACUGUUGAAAAGAAAUCUGUUGCCAAGACUGAAGCAGCUGAAAAGAAGGCAGAUGCCACACCAAAAGAAAUUGCUAAACCAACAAAGAAGCCAGUUGAUACCAAGCCAGCUAAACCUGUUGUCGAUACCAAGAAGUCUGAUGCCAAGAAGUCAACUGAUAAAUCUGGUCUGCCAAAGACUGGUGCCAAGAAAACUACUGAUAAGAAGACUGAUGCAAAGACAGUAAAGUCUGCUCCUGAAAAGAAGACUCCAGCUAUGACAACCAAGUCUGUUCAAAAUAAGACUAAUGCCAAGAAGUCAACUGAUAAAACUGGUAAGCCAAAGACUGAUACCAAGAAGACUGCCAAGAAAACCACUGAUAAGUCUGGUGUAAAGACUAAUGCCAAGAAGACUGGUUUGAAGGGAAAGACAACAAAGAAAGAUGUCACCAAGUCAACUAAAAAGUCUGACAAGAAGCCAUCUGCCAAGAAGGAUAAGUCUGCCAAGAAAUCAUCUGAAAAGAAAACUGGUAAAAAAUCAAAGAAAUCAACUGAAAAGAAAACCGGUAAAAAAUCAAAGACUGACAAGAAGACUGGUGCAAAGAAGACUGAUAAGAAGGGAAAGAAGGAUAAAAAGCCAACUAAGAAGACUAAUAAGAAAAAUAAGUUAAGUGCAUUGACUAGAGCUAGAGGCCACGUCUUUAAGAAAAAGAAGAAGACUAUGACAACUGAAACACCAUCCCAAUCAUCCGAAUCUCCAAUUCUUGAACAUAUUCCAAUGGAAUCAGAUGGUUUGUCUAGAAGACAAAGAUAUGAACGUUCACUUAAAGAAAAAUCAAAGAAUUCCGAAAACAAUGAAGAGAAUGUCCAAAAGGAAUCCAAAGUUAUUGCAACUCCUAGUUCUGAAGACAUUAGCUCACCAA
Messenger RNA from Naegleria gruberi, 1082 nucleotides. RefSeq lists its product as uncharacterized. The transcript has a single exon. Lineage: Eukaryota; Heterolobosea; Eutetramitea; Acrasida; Naegleriidae. The record is from RefSeq and is a predicted model, not a curated record. The annotation marks the transcript as partial.